Hyaena hyaena (striped hyena) is the source of this 3133-nucleotide messenger RNA. It is a transcript of the gene ZKSCAN2, whose product is annotated as zinc finger with KRAB and SCAN domains 2. The coding region runs from base 230 to 3133 and encodes 967 amino acids. NCBI's taxonomy places the organism in Eukaryota, Metazoa, Chordata, Mammalia, Carnivora, Hyaenidae. The record is from RefSeq and is a predicted model, not a curated record. The transcript is spliced from 7 exons. Gene Ontology annotation, molecular function: DNA-binding transcription factor activity, RNA polymerase II-specific; RNA polymerase II cis-regulatory region sequence-specific DNA binding. Gene Ontology annotation, biological process: regulation of transcription by RNA polymerase II.
CAUCUUUGGUGGAGAGGCCGGAUCUGGGACCUUAGGGUACACAUUCACCAUUUCAAGCGCUUAGGAUAGAUUUGAUUCAUGAGCCCGGGGUCCUCUGUUUUUGCUGACACUACCGUUUUUCACUUCCCUACCCUCCCACACUUCCAAAAUCAUUAAGCAGGGAGCGCUCCGAGGUUUGGGUUCUUUGCGUCCACUUUGAGCUGGGUGAGGUUGACCCCUGGGUUAGAGCAUGGCUGCAUCCCUGGACCCUCAGCUGGACGCAUCCCUGGAGGUUGAGGGAUGCUUAAUAAUGAAGGUGGAGAAGGACCCCGAGUGGGCAUCGGAGCCCACUCUGGAAGGAUCGGAGAGCUCUGAGUCUGAGACCUUCCGCAAAUGCUUCAGGCAAUUCUGUUACGAGGACGUGACUGGACCCCACGAAGCUUUCAGUAAACUCUGGGAACUUUGCUGCCGGUGGCUGAAGCCCGAGAUGCGUUCCAAGGAGCAGAUCCUUGAGCUGCUGGUGAUUGAACAGUUUCUCACCAUUUUGCCGGAGAAGAUUCAGGCAUGGGCUCAGAAGCAGUGUCCGGAAAGCGGAGAGGAGGCGGUGGCCCUGGUAAUACAUUUGGAGAAAGAGACUGGAAGACUGAGACAGCAGGCUAGCAGUCCUGUGCACUCAGAGAAGCAGGUCCCACUGGGAGCAGCAUGGGAGGUAACGGACUUUCAGCCUGAGCGGGUGGAGACCCAACCCAGAGUCAUAUCCCUGGAGGAAGUUGGAGGCCUCCGUUCAGGACGGGAGGAGCAGCUGACCCGAAAGACGGAGCACCGGCCCUUCCCCAAGAACGCUCGGCCUUCUCCCUGGGCUCCUGCCCCUGCUACUGAAUGGAACAACAUAGGUCAGGAAGGAACAACCACACCACUACCUAUCGUGUCUCAGGGGCCAGCGAAAGAUGUCCGUGUGGCGAGAGGUCUUUCCUACAAGAAGAGCAUGCAUCAGCUUCCCGCUCACAGAGACCCGUACCGGGAUAUGAGGAAAGAGAGCGUUGGGAACAUGGCCUCCCCGGGAAGUACCAUGUCUGCAUCUAACAAGGUGGCCCGGUUGGAGCAAAGAAAGGAGCCAUGGGCCCUCGGUCUCCACUCUUCUAACAAAAGGAACAUUCUCCGAAGCAACUACGUCAAGGAAAAGCCGGUUCACGCUACUCAGAUCCCCGCGCGCGGUGUGGGCCGGAUGUGGGGCGAGCAGCAGCACUGGGGUUUGGAAGACGAAAAGAUAGCAGGCGUGCACUGGAGCUACGAGGAAACGAAGACGUUCCUCGCGAUUCUCAAGGAGUCUCGCUUUUAUGAAACGCUGCAGGCUUGUCCCCGGAACAGCCAGGUGUACGGGGCCGUGGCCGAGUGGCUGCGCGAGUGCGGCUUCCUCCGCACGCCCGAGCAGUGUCGGACCAAGUUCAAAAGUCUCCAGAAGAGCUACCGGAAGGUGAGAAACGGCCACGUGCUGGAACCCUGUGCCUUCUUUGAGGACAUGGACGCCCUGUUGAACCCCGCAGCCCAUGCGCCGCCCGCUGAUAAGCCAAAGGAGAUUAUCUCUCUCCCCAGACUAAAGAGAAUUGAUGUCAGUGCUAAAGAACAGACCGGUUUGUUGGAGGAGGAGGAAGCCGCCGAAGCCUCCGAUGGUGAUGAGAGGGGCGUGGCGUUCAUCCGGAAGUCUGAGAUCCGGAGCGCCCCUGUCUUGUUCCAGAACCUGAGCGGUGUGCACUGGGGCUACGAGGAAACCAAGACUUUCCUCGAUAUCCUGCGGGAGACUCGGUUUUACGAAGCCCUGCAGGCCUGUCAUCGGAAGAGCAAGCUGUACGGGGCUGUGGCUGAGCAACUGCGCGAGUGUGGCUUCCUCCGGACACCCGAGCAGUGCCGGACCAAGUUCAAAAGCCUCCAGAAGAGCUACCGCAAGGUGAAGAACGGUCACGUGCUAGAGUCCUGCGCAUUCUACAAGGAGAUGGACGCCCUGAUCAACGCUCGGGCCCCUGCCCCUUCCACCGACACCCCAGACGAAGUGCCGUCACCCUCCGCACAGGAAGGAGAGGCUGUUGAGAUGGAAGCCCAGGGACCCACAGGCUGGGAACCUGAGGAGACGUCACAGGAGGCAACAGGAGAAGAUUCUGGCAGUGAGAGAAUGAGUGAGGAGGAAAGCGUACCCGAGUCGGAAUUCCAGGGGCCUCCGGGUCUGCUGCAAAGCCCACGUGAUUUUGAAAUUGGGAAUAUCAAGGAGGAUGCAACACAGGUAAUGUACAAGGACAUGGAGCAGCAUCGUGCACUGAUAGAAAAGCCUACGAGGGUUGUUUCCCAGAAUGCUGACCCAGGCAAAUACCGCAGAAGGGAAUGCAUCUCAGGAAGACCGUGGGAAAGCCUGCAGGCAGUCAGACAGGGAAAGCCUGUGUCUCAGUCUCGAGAUUUAGGGAGAGCCGUAGUGCAUCCGAGGCCUUUCAUGGGGAGGAGACCCUCCCGGCUUCUCAAAUACGGAGAAGGCUUCAGGAACGCCCGCCUGAUGUGCCGGGUGACCCACCAGAAGGAAAAUCCUUACCAGUGCGGUGUCUGCGGGAAGUGCUUUGGCAGAAGCAGGAGCCUAAUCCGACACCAGCGAAUCCACACGGGAGAAAAACCCUUUAAGUGUCUUGACUGUGGGAAGAGCUUUAACGACUCCUCCAACUUUGGUGCCCACCAGAGAAUCCACACGGGGGAGAAGCCAUAUGGGUGCGGUGAGUGUGGAAAGUGUUUCAGUCAGAGCUCAAGCCUCAUCAUCCACCGGAGGACACACACCGGGGAGAAGCCAUACCAGUGCGGCGAGUGCGGGAAGGGCUUCACCAACAGCUCCCACUUUAGCGCCCACCGCAGGGUGCACACUGGCGAGAACCCCUACAGAUGCGCAGACUGCGACAGAAGCUUCAAUAACUGCACGAGAUUUCGGGAACACCGGAGGGUACACACCGGGGAGAAGCCCUAUGGAUGCACCCAGUGUGGCAGACGCUUCAGUAAGAGCUCUGUCCUCGCCACGCAUCGGGAGGCUCAUUUGAGAGAGAAGCUUCUGCCGCAUGCCCCGUCCACCUGUCCCCCCGAGAACCCGCCAAAGGGAAAGACUGAUGAGCUCAGGAAAGCUUUUUGA